Messenger RNA from Aegilops tauschii subsp. strangulata, 786 nucleotides. NCBI's taxonomy places the organism in Eukaryota, Viridiplantae, Streptophyta, Magnoliopsida, Poales, Poaceae. The record is from RefSeq and is a predicted model, not a curated record.
AUGCCGACUUUUGACGGGCGCGGGCUGGUGCCGCCAGGGCCUGCCGGGGCCCCUGUGGCGCCGAUGCCAGUGGAGCUGUCUUCUGAUGAGUCCCGCGGGGAGGAAGAGGAGGAGGAGGACUCGGAGGUGACCCCCGAAGGGAUGGGGGAAACCUCCCCCUUGAGCAUGGCCGACAUCCUCCACACCCUGCCAGACGACGACGAGGCCGACGCCCGCCAGGAGAAGGGGGAGCCGCCCAUGGUCCCGAUGAGGGGCAGGACGGCGCUGGUCUCCCAAGGUGCCACCCCAGCUUUGACGCCGCCUGGGGCUGCCUCCGGCCCCUCCGCUGCCCCCGCUUCUGCUCCUGGAGCCUGCGCGCACGUACUUCAAGCCUCGAGGCUCUCGGGCUUCAAGCUCACCAAGUGGAGGGUGGACUACGCCACGGUGGACCAGCCGACGCCUGUGACAAAGAAGAGGAAGGAGGGGGUGGUUGUGCCGCCCGGGACCAACCCGCCUGCUCCGUCAGCGUCUCCCUCCGUGGAGAAGGGCUGCGUUGGCGCUCAUGUCUCUCCGGCCCGGUCGUCCUCGCGAGGCAUGGGGGAGAACCCUCGGGAGGAGUCAGCCCCCGUGGCCUCGCUGGAUCCGGAGGCACCGGCGUCCGGCUCGGCUGUUGAAGCCUCCGAGGCUCAGGAGCUCCCAGCUUCCCAGGCUAUGGUGACAAUACCUUCUCCUCCACCUCCUGCUGCGCCGCUGAUCCCAAGUCCUUCUGCCUCUCCUGACUAUUGGAGCACGCCCUUCUGGAGAUGA